CAGUGGUGACGAUGUGGUGGGAGGUUCGUCGCGCGCGAUCGCUCGGCGCUCCAUUCACCCAUUGGCCGCUGCCGCGAUUGGAUGUGUCUCGUGAGUUGUCGAGUUCGCGCUCGCGUCCGCUGUCCACGCGCAGUUGUGCCUCGUCGAUCAACGCAGCGUGAUUGAGAAAGAGAAAAAAAAUUAGACAUAUAUUGUAUACGGCGCAGGAUAUUUCCAGGGAUCUAGUGAUACGUGAUCUAACAGUCAGUGUGUUGGUGCGUGGUGAUUCGUCGAGAAAUGUGUCGCCGUCGCCCGACCGGCCAUUGAAAAGUGCAACUUGCUUCGUUACCACCGCUCCCGUUUGAGCGCGAUUCUUGUUACGUGAGAAGGAUCUACGCUCCGCGAUCCACGGACGAGAUGACGGUCGCUGGAAAGGUAAACCUGCCGGAUCUGACUAUCGAUCGCAAAAUUCUCGCGCUUCUGGGCAAUGGUGUCGAGAGCAUUUAAAUCCUUUGAAUCGUGGAAUGUGUUUAAAUGCUUGGACCCUAGGUCAUCUGAGGCUUUUCCUUUAAGGAAAACUCUUUCGAACAAAAAGCUGUCAUUUUUGGAAAAGAUAUGUGGACUGCACAGUACUAGGCACGGGCAGCAUGCCGGACGCCGAGGACUCUUCAUAUGACAGCGAUUACGAGGCCGAGGACUCGACGACGACAACGGCAACGAUGACGACGACGACGAUGACGACAGCGGCGCGGCGUCCACGAUCGGAGUCACAGAUGUCCCCAGCGCAUCCGGACGUAUCUCGCACUACGUCGGACACCCUGGCGGCCGAGUUCGCGGAGUAUGUUACUAUCCAGGGACCGUCACCUACGCAGAGUCCGGGUUACACCGCCCGCGUGGAGUUCGCUCUUAAGCUGGGUUACACCGAGAAAUUGGUGCAAGCGGCGUUGCAGAAGUUGGGUCCGGACCCAGGUCAGAAUGAACUAUUAGCCGAAUUGAUCAAACUCGGAGCUACUUGUUCUUCGAAGUUUACCGACGGUCCUGAGGAAGCAGACGGUCUGCUGGACGCUGAGGCAGGCACUGAUGAAGGUGGAGGGUCGAUUUUGACGGCGACGAACGCAUUGGCGACGAAUGCGAUCUCGUCGAUGGAUCUGAGGCCCGUUGUCAUAGACGGUAGCAACGUCGCCAUGAGUCACGGCAAUAAAGAGAUAUUCUCCUGUCGCGGUAUCAAGAUCUGCGUUGAUUGGUUCCGCGCCAGGGGCCACAAGGAGAUCACUGUCUUUGUACCUAAGUGGCGAAAAGAAGCCUCGAGACCUGACAAUCCAGUAGCCGACCAAGAGAUCCUGGGCGAGCUCGAGAAGGAUCGUCUACUUGUAUUUACACCUUCCAGGUUGGUAGGUGGGAAACGUAUGGUAUGUUACGACGAUCGGUACAUUUUAAAACUGGCCGCGGAAGUUGAUGGCAUUGUCGUCAGCAACGACAACUAUCGAGACUUAGCACAAGAAAAUCCUGAGUUCAAGAGGGUUGUAGAAGAGAGAAUUCUGAUGUACAGCUUUGUAAAUGAUCGAUUCAUGCCACCAGACGACCCGCUUGGCAGGAGUGGUCCUACUCUGGAGAAUUUUCUCAGAAUCGCUCCUAAAAAAGUUGAUCCUGCUCCUCCGUGCCCUUAUGCCAAGAAAUGUACAUACGGCAACAAGUGCAAGUUCCGGCAUCCCGAGAGAGGACCACAUCCGCAUAAAUCUGUGACCGAGCGAUUGGUGGAGCACGCUCAGCGUCACUUACAGGCCCGUGGUCCCAGUCUGAGCCUCCCGCUGCCGUCUACAAAUGCAUCCGUGUCUCCACAGCAUCCGCCGCUCUGCAAAACCAGGUCAGCCGUACCACCGAGCGUCGUUCAACCCUUGUCGUCCGUCCUGAAGAGUAGAUCGGUGGAAAACGUCACGUCUGAUUUGUCCGCAACUAGUCCCGCCAUGUAUAGCCAGCAGAUGCCUCCUGCACAAAAUCCUCAAGGUUACCCGUCCGCAGUGAAUUGGGCCACGCCAAGAGUGAACAAUUCUGAGUCAGAACCGGUGAACAUGCAUCGGAAGUUACAGCGGCAGCUGACCCUAAAUCCAGCGUGCGAUCCGCGGCUUUAUCAACUCAGACGUUAUCAUCAGCAGCAGCAACAGCAGCAAACUGGCCAGUCACCGCAACAGCAACAACAGCAAUCGGUUAUCAAUCCACCGCACUCCAGUAUGCAACACCGACCGUUAACGAGACUCGCCAGUAACGAAUCAUCGUAUCCAGUUACUGCUAUGAGCUGGGAUCAUCCUGACUGUCUUCAGCAUCAUCACCAGCACGUGAUGCGUAUUGCCUCUGCCCCGGAUUCUUACAGAGCGUGGCCGACGCGCGGUACCGCUCUGGUACCGCCAUCACGGGUGCAGAGGCUAGGCACUUCAGACCCCCAACUGAAUCUAUUACCAUCGCCGCCGUCUACGAGCUUACAAGUGCCCUGGGGCACGCAGACCCAAGACGUUCGACGUCGCUUGCACUACCAUCUUGCCAACAUCUUCCCCGAGGAGCAAGUGCAAGCUGUCAUGGCGCUUCAUCCCCACGAGACCGAUCCCCAGCAGAUUUGCGCUGCUAUUCUGGCAAUGUUCCCUAAGAAUCAGAAUUGAUGCAAUGAUGAAUUUUACGUAGAAUGUUCACGAGUUGGAGCAUUUGAAAACUACCUAUAUGUGUAACGAUUAAUUUCUAUUAUUCUUAUGGGUACCUUGUAUUAUUGCAUAAAAACUUUAAUGCAGAAUGUAAGUAUAACGAUUACUGUAUUAGCUGCAUUGAAAAUAUUGAUCGAAUUGUUAUAGAAAA
Molecule: messenger RNA, 2820 nt
Organism: Wasmannia auropunctata (little fire ant)
Lineage: Eukaryota; Metazoa; Arthropoda; Insecta; Hymenoptera; Formicidae
Gene: Regnase-1
Product: probable ribonuclease ZC3H12D
Exons: 7
Coding region: 627-2630 (667 amino acids)
Cellular component (GO): cytoplasmic ribonucleoprotein granule; nucleus
Molecular function (GO): mRNA binding; metal ion binding; RNA endonuclease activity
Source: RefSeq, a predicted model, not a curated record